AUGGAAGGCGGAAUAAUGGAAACUCCAGAUACUACUCUUAGUGCAUCUAGUUAUGAAGAUGAUUCUUCAAAAGUUUGCUGUCAUCCUAAAGGACGACUAUGGAGAUUUUUAGGUUUAGCCCUAAUGUGUCUUCUGGGUUUUGGUUCAUAUUUUUGUUAUGACAAUCCUUCAGCAUUACAAGAUAAUUUUAAAAAUGAUUUGGAUUUGUCAACGAGUAAAUUCGUUUUACUAUAUUCAAUUUAUUCAUGGCCAAAUGUUGUUCUUUGUUUCAUCGGAGGAUUUCUUCUUGAUCGGAUAUUCGGUAUUAGAUUGGGAACGAUUAUAUAUAUGGCAUUAGCAUUAGCAGGACAAAUUGUCUUUGCAACUGGUGCUAUAGUUAAUAAAUUUUGGCUUAUGAUGCUUGGUAGACUUAUCUUUGGAAUUGGUGCUGAAUCUCUGGCAGUUGCUCAGAACAGUUAUGCAGUUCUUUGGUUUAAAGGAAAAGAAUUGAAUAUGGUCUUUGGACUACAGCUGAGUUUUGCUCGAGUCGGAUCAACGGUUAACUUUUUGGUGAUGGAACCUAUAUACAACUAUGUUGCUAAAGAUUAUUCUGGACCAGAAUGUAUCGGUAUCGUUUUAUUCCUUGCCUCACUGACAUGUGUAUUUUCCAUGAUAUGUGCUAGUUUACUUGGACUCAUGGAUAAACGUACAGAAACAAUAUUACGAAGAGGUCAUAAUGAAGAACCAAAAGUUGUAAGAUUGACGGAUAUUAAAGACUUCGAAGGAAUAUUUUGGUUGAUUGUUGUUAUUUGCAUAGCGUAUUAUAUGGCAAUAUUUCCGUUCAUUGCACUUGCAAAAGUAUUCUUUGAAAGAAAGUAUCAGUACAGCCCAGCAGCUGCUAAUACUGCAAAUUCAUUGAUUUAUUCUAUUUCAGCGAUAGCAUCACCGCUAUUCGGUUUUUUAGUUGAUAAAACCGGAAAGAAUGUGCUUUGGGUGUUUAUCAGCAUUGUGGGAACAAUUAUAGCACAUGGCUUAUUAGCAUUCACAUAUGUUGAUCCUUACACUUGUAUGAUAGCAAUGGGAUUAUCUUAUUCUAUGUUAGCUAGCAGUCUCUGGCCGCUUAUCGCACUUGUUAUUCCAGAAUAUCAACUGGGGACUGCUUAUGGACUUGCUCAAGCUGUUCAAAACUUGGGAUUAGCUGUUGUCAAUAGCCUGUCUGGUACAAUUGUCGAUGAAAGUGGAUAUUUCAUGCUAGAAAUGUUCUUCCUCGGUUGGUUAGGCAUUUCACUAAUAACCAGCACGUUGAUAUGGGUGAUAGACUUUUCAAAAACUGGCGGUUAUUUGAACAUGACACCAAAACAACGCGAAAUUUAUGAAGAAAGUCAACCUUCUAUUAAUACCACGGAAAGAGAAAAAUUAUUAUCCGCUGGAUCAACAUCAGAUUUAUCUGGUGAUGAUUUAUUACAGCCACAGUCUGAUAUUAAUAUUAGGAAUCGUUAUUUAUCUCGCAUUGGCCCAAUAUUGCCAACACAAGCAAAAGCAACGACAUAUCGUGCACUACGAUGA
Molecule: messenger RNA, 1545 nt
Organism: Cotesia congregata
Lineage: Eukaryota; Metazoa; Arthropoda; Insecta; Hymenoptera; Braconidae
Source: the annotation of a GenBank genome assembly